Molecule: messenger RNA, 3133 nt
Organism: Ornithodoros turicata
Lineage: Eukaryota; Metazoa; Arthropoda; Arachnida; Ixodida; Argasidae
Product: neprilysin-1-like
Exons: 2
Coding region: 119-3130 (1003 amino acids)
Biological process (GO): protein processing
Cellular component (GO): plasma membrane
Molecular function (GO): metalloendopeptidase activity
Source: RefSeq, a predicted model, not a curated record
CCUUGAAGCGCGUGUCGCGUGCUGUCUACCGACAUCCGUUCCCCUCCCUAUUUGUAGAUCUUUUGUGGCUAGCGCUACCUCGCUGUGCAAGCGUUGUUUUACACUCCACGGUGGCAACAUGGCUGUUUGUGAAAUGUCUUCAGCAACGGAGCUAAACCCACCAGAUGCUACGAGGAGGUCUAGACACCUUGCGCGCGGCUACACGGCCCUGAAGCUCUGCGCAGUAUUAGUAUCCGGAAUUUUAGUUACAGUAUGGUUUUACCGCGAAGGAACACAGUCAUUGCUGCAUAACAACAAAUCAAGUCAAGGUGAUGCAGCUUCUGUGGCAAGAACCCUUGGAAGAGAUGAACAAAUUCUGGUACCUGGAAGGUUGCUGUCGCGUCAGAGAGACGUGGGAUUGGGAACCAAAGACGAGGGUAGCGAACAAGACAAUGGUGCCCGAGGAGACAAGUAUUAUGGUGCCAAGGGAAGCAAGUUGCGCAGUUCAGUCCAAGAGGAAGUGCUCAAAGACAGUGAGUUGCACAAAGAUAAGUCUUUGAGUAAAAUUCUACAGAAGGCAGAGAAUCCCAGAACGCUCCACUCAAACGACAUUGCUUAUGACGAGGGAAUCGCACCAGAAAUGGAUAAGGGAGGCAGAGCCAAAAGCAAAGCGUCCCAUCAGGAUGAGAUGAUGGUGAUGAAGGCACGCAAGAUCAGAGUCGGUGCAAGCAAAACUGGUUACAAGUUACCGGGUAGCAAACAGGGUAUGAGUAAAAUGAUAGUACAAGGCGAUGACAGCGAAGCCUACACGCAUGAUUAUGGCAAAGUGGAAGAAUCAAGUCGGCAAGGGUCAGUCAGCUUCAGCGAGAGGGAAGAAAGCAAAAUAGGAAAAACGUUCGUCCUGAAUGAAACCUACGGAGCCAAGGACACAAGCAUAAACGAAACAGCGAAAGCGCACAACGCAAUCGCAUGCACCGGUGUCAUGGAAAAUGUCGUGGACUGCGCUAAACAUCAAAGACAACAGCCGGGGACAGGUGAUCGAGAUAAGCAGGACAGCGGUAGUGAUUCAUUAGACGAGAGCCUCCCAACAGAGCACGACACAAUCAGCAAAGAAAUGCACAGAAAUCCUGACAACUCUCAGCCUGACCUGUAUGGAAGGCCACACGCGCGGAGCAUGGAAGAGAGAGUCGGCCAACCUUCUGGAAGUAAAACAAUAUGCGACACUGAUGACUGCCAUUACAUGCGUUGGCUAGUGAACCUUUCGGUCGACAAAGCAAAGGACCCAUGCGAUAACUUUUACGAAUACGUUUGCAGUGGCGCCAACAAGGAGUUUGAGAAGCAAUUUCAAGACGCCGAAGGAGGCAUGUUAAGUGUGAUGCAGUUCAAUAUGACUAUGCAGAUAUUUAAGGCGCUGUUUGGUACACAACCGUCCGAUCAUAAUCAAACCGGAUUCGAAAAAGUGGUCCAGGUAUUCCAGUCAUGUAGGAACGUAGAUUCCACGACUCCAAGUUUAGACCAAUUGGAACGAAACGCGACCCUGGAGUUCUUGAGGAAGCAUGGCAUGCUACUAACGGAGGAAUUGAAUUUCGACCCACUCGAUCAGCAGAUUGAGUUUACGUUUUAUUCUCUAACGGUCUUCUUCACGAUGUUCCCGGUUCCUGUAACAUUUACGAAGACUGUGAAUAUCCUGAUGCAGCAGGAAAACGACUUCAUCUCGCUUCGAACGGAGCCGAUGCAGUCAGCGGGAAGUAGAAGGUUAAAUUACGAAAGGGUCAUGGCAUUUGUGUACGACACCCGUGCGAUCAACGAAACAACUAUGCAUUCCUACCUAUCUUCCGAAGACCAGGUGUUGGCGGUUGCCAAUAUGAAUUACAACGAGCAGUUGCGUUUGAUCGGGAUGUCGUACCUUGGCUUGGUAUAUGGCGACCAAAAACUUUCAACUAAGUGGAACGAUGGUCUGAGGAAAUACACGCGAUCGCGCCUUCCAGGAAAUUGGACUCUUCAGACCUCGGUCGCAAAUAUUCAGCUAUUCCAUAAUUUAUUUGGCAGUAAGGCAUUGAUAAGUAGAGAAACCUUGCAAAAAUUCAUCGCCUGGAGAACAAAUCUUUUCUUGUACAAUAGCUCAGGCCAUGUGAUCACAACGACUAUGGUUAAGUGCUUCGAGGAUGUCCUUAAACAAUUUCCAUUUGCUGCGCCCUCCGGAGCAAUUUUUUCAACUAUUUCGAGGGAGAGAACGGUCGCUGUCACGUCAUUGGUGCAAACAAUACAGGAGGAAGUAGAAACACAAUUAAGCACGUCCUCGUGGCUUGACGUACAGACUCGGAAACGCGCCGUUGAUAAGAUAUCGAAAUUGACACGCAUUGUGGGUUACCCAUUGGGCCUAUGGAACGACGAAGCGAUCAAUGCGUACAUGAACAACAUCCCGGAUCUCGGAGGCCCUUACAUAGCCGACAUGAUUGUCUCCUCAAUGGCACUCUCAAUGGUAAUGUGGGAUAAAAUACUGGAAGGGAACUCGUACGAUGCGGUGCUGAGUAUAUAUCUUUCAGUUUCAAUGCCAAUCUACAGUGCGAAUGCGGAAUAUACGGCAGUAUUCAAUAGCAUUUUUAUUACUCCUACUAUUAUGUCGCGACCCGCAUUCAUUUAUGGAGGACCGCCAGAAGUGAACUUCGGAGCACUGGGUUUCGUUAUUACUCAUGAAUUGAUGCACGGUUUCGAUGUUACGGGAAGGCUGUUCGACGGUCUGGGUGAGCUCAACGACUGGUUCACGGACAUGAGUAGAAAAGCGUACGAGGAAAGGGAAAUUUGUCACGCCAGGAGCAUAGAGAAUUCUCCCAAAGCAAGGCACUUCGUGGAUUACCCUGGCGAAUACCUUGCGGACACCAUGGGUACCGAUUCUCUCCUAAAGGCGUACAAGAAGGCAUCCUUGAACUCGACAGUUACGCUAGGGGACGUCAAGGGGCUGACUAGCGAUCAGCUGUUCUACGUAUCCCGGUGCUUGGUCUGGUGCGGAAAAAUCUUUCCUGACACCACCCAUCCCCCACUUGAUGAGAGGUGCAAUGUUCCUCUAAUGAACUCCGACCACUUUAGUGACACAUUCAGGUGUCCCAAGGGAGCUCCAAUGAAUUCGCCAAUAAAAUGUCGCUUUUGGUAGAUC